Molecule: messenger RNA, 1651 nt
Organism: Neomonachus schauinslandi (Hawaiian monk seal)
Lineage: Eukaryota; Metazoa; Chordata; Mammalia; Carnivora; Phocidae
Gene: NPR3
Product: natriuretic peptide receptor 3
Exons: 8
Coding region: 1-1614 (537 amino acids)
Biological process (GO): regulation of blood pressure; vasodilation
Cellular component (GO): membrane
Molecular function (GO): natriuretic peptide receptor activity; peptide hormone binding
Source: RefSeq, a predicted model, not a curated record
AUGCCGUCCCUGCUGGUGCUCACUUUCUCCGCGUGCGUCUUGCUUGUCUGGGCGUUGCUGGUCGGCAGCACCCGUGGCGGUGGCGGCGGGGGCGCCAGCCUCGGCGGAGGGCGCCGGGAGAGAGAAGCGCUGCAGCCGCAGAAGAUCGAGGUGCUGGUGCUGUUGCCCCAGGACGACUCGUACCUGUUCUCCCUGGCCCGGGUGCGGCCGGCCAUCGAAUACGCGCUGCGCAGCGUGGAGAGCAACGGGACCGAGCGGCGGCUUCUGCCACCCGGCACUCGCUUCCAGGUGGCCUACGAAGACUCGGACUGCGGCAACCGCGCACUUUUCAGCCUGGUGGACCGCGUGGCAGCGGCGCGCGGCGCCAAGCCGGAUCUCAUCCUGGGGCCGGUGUGCGAGUACGCAGCAGCUCCCGUGGCCCGGCUUGCGUCGCACUGGGACCUGCCUAUGCUGUCGGCAGGGGCACUGGCCGCCGGCUUCCAGCACAAGGACACGGAGUACUCGCACCUCACGCGCGUGGCGCCCGCAUACGCUAAGAUGGGUGAGAUGAUGCUCGCCCUAUUCCGCCACCACCAGUGGAGCCGCGCCGCACUGGUCUACAGCGAUGACAAGCUGGAGCGGAACUGCUACUUCACCCUCGAAGGGGUCCACGAGGUCUUCCAGGAGGAGGGCUUGUACACGUCCGCCUACAAUUUCGAUGAGACCAAAGACUUGGACCUGGACGACAUAGUGCGCUACAUCCAGGCGAGUGAGCGAGUGGUGAUCAUGUGUGCGAGCAGCGACACCAUCCGGGGCAUCAUGCUGGCAGCGCACAAGCAUGGGAUGACCAGUGGAGACUACGCCUUCUUCAACAUUGAGCUCUUCAACAGUUCUUCCUACGGAGAUGGCUCGUGGAAGAGAGGAGACAAACAUGACUUUGAAGCUAAGCAAGCAUACUCAUCCCUCCAAACAAUCACUCUACUGAGGACAGUGAAGCCUGAAUUUGAGAAGUUUUCCAUGGAGGUGAAAAGUUCUGUUGAGAAACAAGGACUCAAUGAGGAGGAUUACGUUAACAUGUUUGUUGAAGGAUUCCACGAUGCCAUCCUCCUCUAUGUUCUGGCUUUACAUGAAGUACUCAGAGCUGGUUACAGCAAGAAGGAUGGAGGGAAAAUUAUCCAGCAGACUUGGAACAGGACAUUUGAAGGUAUUGCUGGGCAGGUAUCCAUAGAUGCCAACGGAGACCGGUAUGGGGAUUUCUCCGUGAUCGCUAUGACAGACCCCGAGGCGGGCACCCAGGAGGUCAUUGGUGAUUACUUUGGAAAAGAAGGUCGUUUUGAAAUGCGGCCAAAUGUCAAAUAUCCUUGGGGACCUUUAAAACUGAGAAUAGAUGAGACCAGAAUUGUGGAACACGCAAACAGCUCUCCUUGCAAAUCAUCAGGUGGUCUAGAAGAAUCAGCAGUGACAGGAAUUGUUGUGGGGGCCUUACUAGGAGCUGGCUUGUUAAUGGCUUUCUACUUUUUCAGGAAGAAAUACAGAAUAACCAUUGAAAGGCGAAGCCAGCAAGAAGAAAGUAAUGUUGGAAAACAUCGAGAGUUACGGGAAGAUUCCAUCAGAUCCCAUUUUUCAGUGGCUUAAAAGAAAGCCUUUUCUUUUGGCCUGAGAUUCUUUAAGG